CCAAGGAUAUACAAAAGAAGUGAAUGAAAUUUUAAUAAAUUUAAGGAAUUUCAAAAAAAAAAUAAACAAAUUUGUGAUUUAAUUAUUAAUAUUUAUAAAAUAUUUUUAAAAAAACAAGCUAUUUAAGAAAAAAAAUAUUUUUGAUAAAAUAUUGAAAAAAAAAAAUUUAAUGAAUAAAAUACUUUAAAAUAUUCAAAAAAAGAAAUUCAAUUUCCUUGAAAUAUAUAUAGUGAUAUAUACAUAGUUACAUAGGUAUAUGCAUGUGUUGCAUUAAAGGAUUAUAAAGGAUACAUAAGUAAACUUGUUGCAUACACCUAUUAAUAUAUAUACAUAUAUUAUAAUAUUGUUAUUUAAAAAAAAAUAGAAAAAAAAAAGAGGAAAUAUAUUAAAUUUAAUCAAAAUGGACGAUGACACUGAUGACAAAGAUGAUACAAAAAGAAAAUCACGUAAUCUUAGCGAGAAAAAGCGCCGUGAUCAAUUUAACCUUUUGGUUAACGAACUCAGUUCAAUGGUUUCAUCAUCAAAUCGUAAAAUGGAUAAAUCAACUGUCCUUAAAUCGACAAUUGCAUUUUUGAAACAUCAUAAUGAAAUCGCUGUACGAUCACGUGUACAUGAAAUUCAAGAAGACUGGAAGCCAUCAUUUUUAUCAAAUGAGGAAUUUACGCAUUUAAUAUUGGAAGCUCUUGAUGGUUUUAUAAUAGUAUUUUCAUCUAAUGGUAGAAUAUUUUAUGCAUCUGAGAGUAUAACGUCAUUAUUAGGACAUUUGCCUAGUGAUUUAUUAAGUUCAACGAUUUAUGAUCUAACCUAUGAAGAAGAUCAUUCUCAACUUUAUAAUAUCCUAUUAAAUCCAGUUCCUGUUAUAGAUCCAUUACAAGGGGGCCAACUUACAACUGAAAACCAAGUAAAUUUUUCAUGCCAUUUGAAACGCGGUGGAUUAGACUAUCGUGAAGAAGUUUCUUAUGAAUUAGUACAAUUUGUCGGAUAUUUUAGGAGUGAUGUAGAUUUAGACAAUAUGUUAACUAAUACUCGAACCUGUUAUCCGGUGGACCAAGAUACAAGACUUAUAUUUGUUGGAACGGGGAGAAUACAGACUCCACAAUUAAUUAGAGAAAUGUCAAUUGUAGAUUCAACGAAGAGUGAAUUUACUUCACGGCACAGUUUGGAAUGGAAAUUUUUAUUUUUAGAUCAUCGAGCACCUCCAAUUAUCGGUUACUUGCCAUUUGAAGUACUAGGUACUUCUGGAUAUGAUUAUUAUCAUUUUGAUGACCUAGAAAAGGUGAUUUUAUGUCACGAAGCAUUAAUGCAAAAGGGUGAAGGAAAAUCUUGUUACUAUAGAUUUUUAACAAAAGGUCAACAAUGGAUAUGGUUACAAACACGAUUCUAUAUCACUUACCAUCAGUGGAAUUCAAAACCAGAAUUCGUAGUAUGUACACAUCGUGUUGUUAGUCAUGCUGAUGUAAUGAAGCAAAUGCGAAAUUCAUGUUCAGGACCGCAAACAACGUCAAGUAUUACCCAACAAAUUAAAGAUUCAAAUCCCGAUGGAUCAGAUAUGUCAGUAACAUCAAACUCGCCGGCUCCUGUCGCAAAAUGGACAAGAAAUUCUAGAACUUCAAAAUUUUCAAGUAAUGUUGGAAGCUCCUCAAGUGCUAAAAGUCGUUCCAGACAUUCAGUAUGUCACGGGAAUGGUUCAGAUUCUACUUCAAUGUCCGCAGAUUCACCAUCAAGUCGAACUUCGGCUGUAACGCAAUAUAGUUCGCGAUCUCGAAUAAGGCAGCAUAGUCAAACACAUCAGAAAAUGUUGUUGCAACAGCAACAGCAGCAACAACAGCAUCAACAACAGCAGCAACAGCAGCUUCAGCAACAUCACUUAGCUGCAGCAACAAUGAUGCAUCAUCCUAUGCAAGCAAGUUAUUCUCCGCAUCCUAUGCAGCUACAACAAGGCUUAAGUCCUAUACCCACUUCAACAGUAAUGGGACAAACAUUUAUUGAACCUCAACAAUAUCUUACCGCCAUACCAGUACAACCUGUGAUAGCUCCUGCUUUUGCUCCAGCACCAAGUGCAGUCUUAUCACCUUUACCAGUGAAUACUGACAUGUUACCAUCUGGUAUGGUAAUGACUCCAAAUCAAUCUCAUGUUCAAGAUCAACUACAACGAAAACACGAAGAGCUUCAAAAAUUAAUAGUCCAACAGCAAGAGGAACUUCGAAGAGUUUCAGAACAAUUAUUAAUGGCUAGAUAUGGAUUACUUCCACAAAUAGUUGAAAGUCCUGUCACAUUUACAAAUGCCUCUUCAUCACAAUCACAACAACAUCAUCAGCAACAACAACAUACACAACAGCAACAGCAGCCACAAGGGAUGAAUCGUAGUUCUGCAUCUUCUUUAUCUGAUCAUCAAAUGCAACAAACAGCAUCGCAAGUAAUGCAACGACAUCAACAUAGUAAUAUACAUUCUGUACAUCCUAGUUCUCAACAUGAUAUAUCAUCAUCAUCAGCAGCUGGUUCAAUGUCAAUCGGUUCUGAUCAUCAAUCAACUAUUGAACAGCAAAUAUCAAAUCAACAUUCACAAUCUCAACAGUCACAACAGUCACAACAACAACAGCAACAACAACAACCACAAAUGGAUCCUAUGAUGAGUAAUCAAUUAUCAUCACAAGAAAAUGAAAUGAUUUCUUAUAUGCAAUUAUCAACUGUAUCAAAUCCACAUAUAACUAAUUUAAAUAUACCAGGAUCUAUGCAAGAUCAACAAGAACAUCAACAACAACAACAACAGCAACAACAACAUUCUUUAAAUCAACGACAAUUACAAAUGCCAAAUGAUUUAGAGAUUUUACCAUAUCAAAUGUCAACUGAACAAUCACAGUUAUUAUUUGGUUCACCAUCAAGUUCAUCACGUCACAGUCAAUAAAAUAUAAAUUAUUGUCUCAGGAAUAAUGUAUUUUCUAUCAUUUUUGAUGGUGAAAACUCAAUUUUUUGGGACUUGGAAUCAAAUUAAUUUUUAACUGAAAUUUGUACUAAAAUCUUAUUAUGAAAACUGUGUAUAGUGCUUUUAUUAUGUUUUAUUUUAAUUUUAAAGAAAAUUUAAAUAAAAAAAUGUUAUUAUUUAAAGCAACAUUUCCAAAUAUUUUGUAAUAUUAUCUAAAUAAUUAAUAAUUAUUAUUAGCUAUGUAUCUAUACUUAAUAUCUAAGUGUAUAAUA
Molecule: messenger RNA, 3195 nt
Organism: Condylostylus longicornis
Lineage: Eukaryota; Metazoa; Arthropoda; Insecta; Diptera; Dolichopodidae
Gene: Clk
Product: circadian locomoter output cycles protein kaput
Exons: 8
Coding region: 401-2905 (834 amino acids)
Biological process (GO): regulation of transcription by RNA polymerase II; circadian regulation of gene expression
Cellular component (GO): cytoplasm; nucleus; CLOCK-BMAL transcription complex
Molecular function (GO): DNA-binding transcription factor activity, RNA polymerase II-specific; protein dimerization activity; RNA polymerase II cis-regulatory region sequence-specific DNA binding
Source: RefSeq, a predicted model, not a curated record